Perca flavescens (yellow perch) is the source of this 2445-nucleotide messenger RNA. It is a transcript of the gene ppp1r1c, whose product is annotated as protein phosphatase 1, regulatory (inhibitor) subunit 1C. Gene Ontology annotation, molecular function: protein phosphatase inhibitor activity. Gene Ontology annotation, biological process: intracellular signal transduction. The transcript has 5 exons. Lineage: Eukaryota; Metazoa; Chordata; Actinopteri; Perciformes; Percidae. Gene Ontology annotation, cellular component: cytoplasm. The coding region runs from base 114 to 410 and encodes 98 amino acids. The record is from RefSeq and is a predicted model, not a curated record.
GAAGACCACUCCCUCCCUCUAUUCCCUCCUUCCUUGACACACACACACACACUCUCUCUCUUUCUCUCUCUCUCUGUCUGUCUUUGUUUCUUUCUACCUCUCAGUCAGUAAUUAUGGAGCCCAGCAGUCCGAAGAAGAUCCAGUUUGCUGUACCUCCGCUGCAGGGACAGCUGGACCCACAGGCCGCCGAACAUAUCCGUCGCAGAAGACCAACUCCUGCCACUCUGCAGAUCUACAGACAACCUGGCACAGAUGUUGGAGAUCAACACAACGCCAGCGGAGAGUCACAGGCUUCAGAUUCCUCUCAGAGGAAGCAGAGCACCUACGACCCGCCCACCAUGAAAGGUAAGAUGAAAAGUGUUGUACCCGAGGAGGAGGAGGAGGAGGAAGCCAACCCUCAGGACGACUGAUCCAGGAGAGAAAGCUCAGCACAAAAGAGGCGGCCAUUUUAUCUUUGAUAUUCUGCACAAACCAACGGACAGACUCUGGCCUUUAUCUCAAGUGUAACACCUACGACACAAGACAUCGACAGUGGGAGAGUUUAUUGAGAGACAGCAGUUAACAUUUAAUUAAGUAGGUAAAGGAAUGAGUUAAACCAGCUUCACUCUUAACGAACUGGCCUGGAAACUGCUCAUGUAGCACAUUUACCUCAACAUGACUCCACACAAACUAUCAACUAACGUUACUCUGCCAUUGUAAAACCCCUGAGAAUCACACUGACUAAAAAUUAAACUUACAUUAGUUUGCCCCGUUUUAGUUCAAGUAUGGUUCCCCCUUUAACUAAAGCACCAACCUGAUAACAAUUAACUGCCAUCACAAGCUCAAACAGCGGACAUCUUAACAUUUUUGGAGGGAAACUCGACAUACCAACCAACCAACAGACAUUGGUGUCAUAAAUGUUGUCAUUUAAAAAUGUAACGUUACACACUGAAAAAAAAUUUCAAAGGAAGGAAUCUGGUUAAAUUUUGGUCUGCUAGCUACCUGCUAGCUACAACAGUGUAGCCAAGAUAGCUAACCUAGCAAGAGCUAACUUGACUUAAGAUAGCUAGCUAAUUCACAGUAGAUAACAUUAUAGCGACUUUGUCACCAUAAAGUGUGAGUUUAUUCAAAACCAAAUCAACCGAUAGCAACAGUUUAAACUUUAAACUGCUAGCUAGCUAACUACACAACUGUUACUACUACGACGGCUUAAAGGUACCUGUUGAAGUAGCGCAAGUUUUGUAACGUUACUGGUCCUGAGCCAGAACCGCCAUAUUAACAUUACCGAUGAAGUGAUACGUAGUAGCCUAUUACUGCACUAUAACUAAGUACUCUUUUGGGUUGUUUCUCCCCCAAGGUUAUCAAAAUGUCCACUGUGUAAUCAGGAAUUUGCCGGCGGUUGACACAUUAAUGGCUGUAAAAUAUACUGUAGUUAUUGGAAUACAAGCAAUGCAAUGAAUAGCCUACUACCUUUAGCUUAAUUUAAUGCCAAUUCUGAAGCCCUGUACUGGCAUUUUCCCCAGCAAACAUUUUGUAAUUAACAUUAGCCUAAUGAGGUUAUCAUAAAUGUUAUUAGUGUGAGGUAUUUUAUUGUGUAAUCUCUCAGUUGAAGGUUAAGAGGAAGUUAGAGCAAACAUAGAGCUUUUAUUUUGACGAGAGAAACGGAAGUGGAUAAAGUGUUUAUUUUUCUUUAAUUUCAAUGUUUAUGUAUUUUUCUGACAAUUGACUGUAUUGGGGUUGAAUAAAGUGAAAUGUGCAGUGCCGUCUUUUGGAUCCGGCAUUGGAAGCCCGUCUCUUUAUUUUACAGCCAAACUUGAGUCUAGACAAUAUAAGAAACACUCGGUUAUAUUGGUGGCAGCGGUGGGAUGUUUUCUUCAUUGAGGCCUAUAAUAUACCCCCAAGUAUUAUUUCUGCUCAUUGUGCCUCGGGAGUUUUCUCGAUUUAGUUAGCAAGUUAGCGAGGGUAGCAAGAGGAAAGAAGAAGAUACCACACUUUAUCAACUUCCGUUUUUCCAGUCACAAUAAAACCUCCAUGUUUACUGUAACUUCCUCUUAACCUUCAACUGAAAGGUUACACAAUAAAAUACCUUACAUUAAUUACACCUGUUCGCAAUAACAUGCUCUUUAAAACAACACUAUGUAACUUUUCCCGUUUCGGUCCAGCGCAAGCUGUAGUUCCAAUGAGACAACCUGUACGGGGACCGAAGCGGGAAAAGUUACAUAGUGUUGCUUUAAGUCAAAAUGUCUGCAGUGGAAAAAGUUUGUUAGAAUGUAUUUGAUUAUAAAGGUGGUGUUGUUACUUUUUCCAACAAUUUGGUCGACAAUUUGGAAUUUGCCAUUUGUCUUAACAAGCUGUUCUACUACUUUUACAGAUGAUGUUAUAUGCAAAGUGUUUAAAAGUUUACAGUUGACCAGCACAGGUUUUGACAAAUUUUUUAAUAAACUGAAUUUUGGGUAAUAAAUCAGA